AUGGGAACACAAAACGAGGUUCCCAAAAUCGACAGACACAGAGAAAUGAAAUUUCAUGGGAGCGUUUCCCGGCGGAAGGAGACUAACGGUAUUAUUCAGUGGGAGCCCUGGAGCCCCGGGGCGUGGGACACCAGCAAGGGCCGGGCCUCCAGCACACAUUCCCCGAAAGAGGGUGUGGCAGCCGUGGACGUCUGCGGCGACGAAAGGGUGCUUGAGUACGCCAACGAGAUACGGGCGGGCGUGCCAUUUGAUGUGUCACUAAGUCGAGGCAAAAGCAAGCUAUUUCGUCGGUCUCAGAGUCAGGCGACCCAAUUUGUCCAAGUGGUCAGCCGGAUUGGCCUGAUUGACGAUGAUUCGACGGCCCAGAUGUAUUCGGCCAUCUGCAAGAGAAAGAAGCUGCAUAUCGUCAGUCCACUCACCACUCCCGCCCGGGACCUGAUGGCUGCAGCCCGCUUGCAGGGCUCGCCUGCGGUGAACAUUGGCAACAUAUGUCCUGGUGCGACAUAUGACCUCCCCCAUGUCACUAGCAACACGCCUGCAGGGCUUCGAUGCCUCGAUUCAGAGCACCGGUCCCCCUUUUGGGCAUUCGUCUCUCGCCUGUUUGCAGUCAGAUACACUGGAAACAUCCAAUACUGGCACAGGGCCGCGCCUCCUGGGGGGAGCAGCCCAACCUUGCCUAGGUACCCUAGCUUCGACUUUAAGUCGCGUUUGGAGAGGCCUCGCAUCCAAUUCCGCCGGGUCGCAUUGUGCUUCCCCAAAAAGCAGCUUGACUACACCCAGAGUUGGAGGAUAGCUUCAGAGGUUGACUGGUCGAGGUUGGCCCGGCCUCGAUUGGAGAGAUUGUCGAGGGGAUCGCUUUCCAGGUUGACACAGACAUUGUCUUUUCUCGGCAAACCCCCAGGGCUUGUGACAAGGCCUCGAAAACAUCCGAGACUCCAUCAUACCAACAAGCAAACCCCCGGCCGGGAUCCCUACCGCGUAACUAGGCACAGUCACUUCAGGACCCAAGCUUCCGCGCGCGCCCUCUCCCACCCCCAAUUACUAGAUACCCUGGGCGGAGCUUGCGGAGGCAACCCUGGGCUCGUGGGAUUGCAGGCAGGCCGCCGCCGCAUCAGUCAAGCAUCGCCGGUUCCUGUCUCUGUGCUACUCGAGAUUCGAGACAGAACAUUCACUCGUUUGAUAUCGCUCUGGAGCUUCUCGCCCGAGAAGCGCGCCCUGUGA
This is a messenger RNA of Neoarthrinium moseri, 1221 nucleotides long. RefSeq lists its product as uncharacterized. The record is from RefSeq and is a predicted model, not a curated record. The transcript has 2 exons. Bases 1 to 1221 code for a protein of 406 amino acids. Lineage: Eukaryota; Fungi; Ascomycota; Sordariomycetes; Amphisphaeriales; Apiosporaceae.